Zingiber officinale is the source of this 1894-nucleotide messenger RNA. Its product is annotated as WRKY transcription factor 44-like. Gene Ontology annotation, biological process: regulation of DNA-templated transcription. The transcript is spliced from 6 exons. Gene Ontology annotation, molecular function: sequence-specific DNA binding; DNA-binding transcription factor activity. The record is from RefSeq and is a predicted model, not a curated record. The coding region runs from base 357 to 1643 and encodes 428 amino acids. NCBI's taxonomy places the organism in Eukaryota, Viridiplantae, Streptophyta, Magnoliopsida, Zingiberales, Zingiberaceae.
GAGGAAAUUAAAUCCACUUCUGCCUUGCCUUCCCUCUACCAAACAGUCUCACCUAACUCCCAUCUCACCACUUCUGUGAAAGAACUGAAGCUUUCUUGGAUUCAGCAAAUUAAAUUCUGCAGCAAUGGAAAAUAAUCGUUUGUUUGAUGGUCUCGUUUCAAACCUAACGGUCUUCACUCUUGGUAGAUGAUGGUCCCGUCUCCCAUCCUGGAAAGUAGAUGUAUUUGCCAUCCGUCUCUGUUUCUUUCUCUACUGGUUUUGCAACACAGAACGCUUUAAUUCCUUCUCCCACUCCUGAACCUUGACCACGCAAAGAUUUAUGCAAAUAAUUACUGCUCGCCAGUGCUUGUUUCCGUAUGUUUGAUUUGCAGGUUGAUGUAGAAAUGCAAGAUGCGAAGAGUAGUCAGAUCUCGAAACCAGUGGCGUCGAGGCCUUCUCGCGGCUUUAGGUCCGUCCCUGAGCUCCCGACGAGUUCUUCUGCGUCCCUUGCUGAAAAACCAAUCGCCAGUAAACCAAAAGCUACCAGAUUUAGAGCUGCAUCCAGUGACUCGGCAGCCAUAGCCUUCUCGCUGAUGGAUGAUGAUACGUCGGCAACGGAGAUGACGAGAACAAAUAUCCUGGUCAAGCCCACGGCAAAAUCGGUUUCCCGUGCCACUGCUUCUCUCUUGUCGAGCCUGGGAAACACUGAUUCCACUCAGCAGCCACCAGUUGCGAACGACCAAUUUGUGGAGCAAGAAUUGAAGCAGACGUUAGAGGCCUCAAACUCGAUGCGACAGAGCCAAGAACUCGACGCGAGAAUUCAACAGCCGGCAGGGCAAGAUCGGCAAUCGUACGAUGGCUAUAACUGGAGAAAGUAUGGGCAAAAGCAGGUGAAAGGCAGCGAGUAUCCGCGAAGCUACUACAAGUGCACAUAUCCCACAUGCCAAGUCAAAAAGAAAGUCGAGAGGUCGUUUGACGGGCAGAUCGCCGAGAUUGUGUACAAGGGCGAGCACAACCACCCGAAGCCUCAGCCUCAGCCUCCAAGGCGAGUCGCGCCGGGUUUACAAGAGCAGGCUUUUGCCGCCGUCGCCGCCGACGAGAACAGUAGAGAGACGGGCAAUCUGUCAUGGAGCAGCUCCCUGUUGGAGGUCAACCCCAAGGAAUUGUCCAUGGCACCGAACUUCUGUGCGCAGGUGCAGUUGCCUCAUCAUCGUCUAAUUAAUUCCAAUUACGGUGGCAAAACCAACCAGACCGAUAGCUCUACCAUUCAGGUCUGCACAAUUCCAACCAGUACGGGAGCAAUGGAUAAUUGCAUGCUGCGUGAUUGCAAGAGAAGGAAGAAUGAAGAACCAAUUAGUGGUACAAAUAGAGUUGGAGAAACUUUUACAGAGCCUCAAUCGUUGAUUCAAACCUCUGCAGAAUCUAACAUCUCCGGAGAUGGCUAUCACUGGAGAAAAUAUGGACAAAAAGUAGUGAAAGGCAAUAGUUAUCCGAGAAGUUAUUACAAAUGCACAGCCCCAAAGUGCAAUGUGCGCAAGUAUACCGAGAGGGCUUCGGAUAAUUCCAACUAUAUCGUGACGACAUACGAGGGAAAGCAUGAUCACGAGAUGCCAAUGAAGAGGACCAAUUCGGUUGUGACUAACACUGAAACACCGCCUUCUUGAGGAGGAUCAAUUUGAAGCAUACAUCAUUUACAAGGAAAAGAAAGCAAUUAUUUCAAAAUAUUCUGAAAGACAAAAGAGGUUAUUGGACAUAGAGAAGGAGCUUAAUCAUCCCUAAGCACCACUUGAAGGGGGAGUGUCUAUCUUCCUUCGCAUUAUAUUAUCUCAAUGUACAAAUUUUUGAUGCAUUGCAUUGUUCGUGGAUUCGCAAACGUUUGGUAUUUAUAAUCACCGGAAAAAAUAAUAAAGUAUUG